Pangasianodon hypophthalmus (striped catfish) is the source of this 2361-nucleotide messenger RNA. It is a transcript of the gene tnfaip1, whose product is annotated as tumor necrosis factor, alpha-induced protein 1 (endothelial). The transcript is spliced from 7 exons. NCBI's taxonomy places the organism in Eukaryota, Metazoa, Chordata, Actinopteri, Siluriformes, Pangasiidae. Gene Ontology annotation, cellular component: Cul3-RING ubiquitin ligase complex. Gene Ontology annotation, molecular function: protein binding; ubiquitin-protein transferase activity. Gene Ontology annotation, biological process: protein homooligomerization; negative regulation of Rho protein signal transduction; protein ubiquitination. Bases 335 to 1297 code for a protein of 320 amino acids. The record is from RefSeq and is a predicted model, not a curated record.
GCAGGAAAUCACUCAACUUUCUGUGCCUUGUGGAAGUGUGAUACAGAAGAAGAGAAAAACACGUCGAAGGCAUUUGGGCUAAAAGCUACAGCGUCGCUGUGAAAAACUGGCUGUUUGUCGCUGACAUUAAGUCAUUGUAUCUGGGAAAUGUAAUGUAUAUAGCUGUCGGGCUCCUCUACUGGACCUAUGAGCAGAAAAGAGCGGCUUAUUGAUCAGCUCCGAGCUAUGUGAGGAAGUGCAGAAGCUCGCACUGGCAGCUUCCCCAGCGGCGUUCACCACGGCGGGAAACAUCAAACCUACCGUGUGCAGGGUGGUCAUCUACCUCCAGAGGGACAUGUCGGGAGAGAGCUGCCUGCACCCGCUACGGCCUCAGGCCAACCCCGUCCUCUCCAUCACUUCAACCGAAUGUCCCAAGAUUAAGAGCUGCAGCCAGCGAGGCACGGCGGGAAGCAAAUAUGUCCGCCUUAACGUGGGAGGAGCGCUCUACUAUUCCACUGUGCAAGUGCUUACGCGACAGGACACACUGCUCAAGUCCAUGUUUAGCGGCAAGAUGGAGGUCUUCACCGACAAGGAAGGUUGGAUUUUGAUAGACCGCUGUGGGAAACACUUCGGUUCGAUUCUCAGUUACUUGCGGGAUGGAAGUGUAACUUUGCCCAAGAGCAGGCAGGCUGUCAUGGAGCUUUUCACUGAGGCAAAGUAUUAUCAGAUCCAGGGGCUGGUGGACUUGUGUCAACGUGCGCUUCAGGAUAAUAUGCAGAAAGCUGUGUGCGUUAUCCCGGUCAUCACAUCUCAGAAGGAAGAGGAGAGGCUGAUACAGGGCUGUACAAGGCCUGCAGUAAAGCUACUCUACAAUCGAGGCAACAACAAAUAUUCCUACACCAGCAACUCUGAUGACAACUUGCUCAAGAACAUUGAACUGUUUGAGAAGUUGUCGCUGAGCUACAAUGGACGUGUGCUGUUCAUUAAGGAUGUAAUCGGCGAUGAGAUCUGUUGCUGGUCCUUCUACGGGCAGGGCCGCAAAUUAGCAGAAGUUUGCUGCACAUCCAUUGUCUAUGCUACUGAGAAAAAGCAGACCAAGGUGGAGUUUCCCGAGGCUCGUAUCUAUGAAGAGACACUAAACGCUCUGCUUUAUGAGACACUCCCAGUUCCUGACAACUCUCUCCUGGAGGCCACGCGCAGGCGAGCUCACUGCUGCUCACACAGCGAGGAGGAUGAGAGCGUGGAGCUGAGAGAGCGAGUACGGCGCAUACACAUUAAGAGAUACAGCACCUACGACGACAGACCACUGGGACAUUAGCUGAGAACUGAAAGUCUUCUCUGCUAAAGGGCGAAAGCUUGCACAGUCUACUGAAAGCUCACGUACACACGUUUGGGACACAUUGUUGAGUGUGAGCAAAAAUGAUGACACUAUAAUCAGACCACCCUGUGAGCCAUGAAUUAGCACAUUGGGGUGUCGUGUAAGUCCGUCUAAGUCAGAUACUGAUAAACAAAUCAUUUUGACUGGUACUUAUUUUGGGGGGAAAUGCACACUUGCCAGUUUUCUGGUGACGUAUACUUAAGUGUACUGAACAGCAUGAAAGUGUGAGCUUUCGCCCACAGACGAAAAUUCUGUGAAAAAUAUCACACUACAGACAACUCUCUUCUCUCUUCUUGACAGUAUUUAACCACUGUUUUAACUCUGCCAUAUCACAAUGAUAAAUCCUGACAAUCUGGUCAAAAAAACUGUCAUAUUCCUUCUGCUCAGUUGUGUAGUGAAAAAGAACCAGCACCUUUGUAGGAUGAUAGUGUUUUUAACCUCCUUUAAAAAUGUUUUUUAGCUUUUUUUUUUUCUUUUCUUUUCCCAAAGCUCUGUAUAGACACUAGAAUUGAACUGACUGAUAUACCACUUCUUGAAUAACCAGCGUUGGUUUUUAAAAACCUAAUCCUAUAAUGUGAACACAAAUAGCAAUGUUUGCUGGUGUUUUUAAAAUUUUAUUUAUUUAUCUAUCUCAGAAUUGUAAUACUGGCAACUUUUUUUUUUCUUUGAUUGAAACACGAUGCAAACUAAUUGAGAACAUAGCAAUGAUGAACAUAAAUUUACUGCACCUUGUCUCUUUUUCUCUUCAUUGAUAUUUUUGGAUGCCUUAGUGCCACUCAUGCCUUCCUGUGUAUCAAGUAAACAGCUGUGAGCCUAAGGUCGAAAUAAGUUCUGAUAUGAGAUCUAAUCAUGUGAUGGAGAAAUCGGUGAAAAUUGGAUACAGAAUGUGCUUUUGGAGUUCACUAAUUAUAUAUUUGUGAUUCUUGAUAAAUGAUGUAUUUUGUUAAAUCUGUAGGUUUAUUUUAUCAAGCCUUUCAUACUCUUUAUAAAAGAUUUUAUUUAAA